Teleopsis dalmanni is the source of this 3257-nucleotide messenger RNA. RefSeq lists its product as uncharacterized. Gene Ontology annotation, cellular component: plasma membrane. NCBI's taxonomy places the organism in Eukaryota, Metazoa, Arthropoda, Insecta, Diptera, Diopsidae. The record is from RefSeq and is a predicted model, not a curated record. Gene Ontology annotation, molecular function: protein binding. The transcript is spliced from 5 exons. Bases 603 to 2897 code for a protein of 764 amino acids.
CACAAAAUUAAAUUCAAUUCCGCGCAACUUUUGAACUUUAAAAUCUUCAUUGUAUCGUUCACAGUCUUCACAGUCUUUGCAGUCUUCGCAGUCUACGUAGUCUUCAGGUAUUGGGGAAACCGGCGUGAAUGUGGCAUUAAAAGUAAUCACUGCGCUGCAUAACAAAACGCAAGUCUGCAUUACUUUGAAGACAGAAAACAACAACAACUACAGCAAAGAUAUAUACAAUAACAGCAGCAGCAACAACAACAACGUCUGCAACAAAUAACAAUAAUAUAUGUAUAAUAGUAAUAAUAAUAAAAACGAUUACCAAAUUUUAUCAAUCAACUAUAUUGCACCCUCAGUUCUGUCAGCGGUCGCGCUUUACAUUCAUACGAAAAUCGGCGAGAAAGACACAGAUUGGUGCAUCACAAGCGGACGGACGUUACUUCUCACAGUUGCAAUAUGCACCGUAUUGUUAUAUAAUCGAUUACACAGUUAGCUGGUUAUAUUUGAUGAGACUAUAAAUUUAUAGAAACUGCAACAGACAACUAUCAUGCAAUGAUCAAGUGCAUUAUUGGUGGGCGGGUUGCAGAUAUACAACACUAAUAAUCACUUCAAUUAUGGAAGAUCGCACCGGAGAAAACAAACCAACAGCGGUUGAACAACAACAGCCACAACAACAAAAUGAUACUCUUAAUUAUAAAGGACGUCCUAUUUCCUUAAGAAGACAGCCAACCAAAUAUCCACACGGGUUUGGUAUAAGCAUACAAACAACAACUGGUAAUGACAGAGAAGAGAUGAAAAAUAGCAUGCCCUCUGAACUGCUGAACUGGACCCACUCCAAUGCACAUCAGGAAGUUGAGAAAACGUUAGAUAAUGUACAGCAGCAAAAGUACAAAAUAAGUGUGAUUAGCAACUGCGAAGAUGUACCUGAUCUACAAGUGCGACGCUGCAAGUACUCAUUGACCGGCAACUAUUGUCUAAACGACUUGGAGCACAGCACAAAGUCAGCAAUGCUUCUCAGGGAGUACACGCAGCGCUUUUGGAAUUGGAAAUUUUUACGUUGGCCUGUUAUGAUUAUUGUUAGUGCCUUAUUGUUCUUCGGCGUGAUCGCAUACUGCGUUUGGCUCCAUGACAUAAGCGUAGUGCGGCAGAGGCGUUACCAAUUUAAUCAACUACAAAUUUUGCAAAAACAGAAAUCCAGUGAUAGUGAAAUCGAUUUCACACAACUACCAACAACAACAAAAGUUGUGACAACAACAAAGAGCACUGACAUCGAUAGGGAAGUACAUGAAAUGACAAUAUUACGAGCAGUCAGUACAAAUUCACACCAAAACUACGAAGAUCAAAAAUUGUCUACCAAAAAAAAUAGAUUCUCAUACAUUGAAUCAGAGAAGAACAAUAAAAAAUUCGUAAAUUUGGAUGGCACUAUAUUGACAACAGAAGAGUCUACGCUAAUACCAGCAAAUAUCAUACGUUUCCGUCUGAAAAAUGAGAAGGGUUAUAACGUUCCAAAGGAAGAUAAACCAACUAUUUUCAGAUUUCUCAAUACCAUUUAUUCACAAAACCCACAAGAAACGACAACAAGCAAUUUUGCUAAAGUGUCUCCAACUAUACCUCCCAUCACACCUUCAAUGCCGACAUCUGCUAUGGCUGCCAUGCGCACCACAGUGCAGGAAAAUGGUUGCUAUUCCACCUCAUUGCAAAUGUGUCGUGGAGUUUUGGACUACGAUUUGACUUAUAAUGUGAGUGCAGCAGUAACUGCUGCUGAAGCCGAUGCUUACCAAAGAUUAAUCUACUCCAAUUGUUCGUUGCGUGCCGUGGAAUUUAUUUGCGCCGCCUUAGAGCCUGAAUGUCGUCCUAAACACAUUGGCAUACUUAUGCCCUGCCGCAGAUUCUGUAAAGGAAUAUUGGAAGCUUGUUCAGAAAUCAUUGCCAAUUCAGAUACACUGACAGAUACUUUUGACUGCAAUCGUUAUCCAGAUUCUAGUGAUGCACAUAAAUGUGAAGAUUCCACUCGACGACGCGGUUUUUGUUACGAUAACGAGUUUCAAUGUCUUGAUCGUACAUGUAUACCACAACAAUGGGAAUGCGAUAAUAUUAAGGAUUGUUCCAGUGGAGAGGAUGAGAAUAACUGUCUUAUUUGUGAUCGGCAGGAUGAAUUCCGUUGUCGAUCAAAUGAGAAAUGCGUUUCGGAAUCAGUACGCUGUGAUUUAAAGUACGACUGCUUCGAUGGGUCAGAUGAGGAGUAUUGUGAAGAUAUUGGUUCAGGUGAUGAACCGUUAUUCAAUGAUACUUCAUCUGAUUUAUUUAGCCAGAUCUUUAGCUAUGCCAGUUUUCUGCCGCCCAAUGAUACAAACAACAAUCUUUACACAUACAUAACAGCAACAACAAAAAAAGACUCUGAAGGUGAUAAUAAAUUUGAUACAAGCAACAUUCAUAAUCGGUCUAGUAGCGUAGCCGACGAGAUAAAUAAUAAUGUACCGAGCGAAGAUGGAAAAGUAUUUGUUAAUUUUCGAGAUAGUAAAGAAAUUAUGAUGACUAGCGACUCGGAAAACAAACUUAAAUAUUCCGCGGCGAGAACGAAUAGAACGUCUUCGAAAACGUCGACAAAUACGACGCCCUUACAACCCGCAGCGUCUGUGCAAAUAGCGGUAACUACCGAUGCACCCAAAAUUCCGGUUGCCACUUGCAGUGAUCAGCAGUUGCGAUGUGUAAGCGGAAAAUGCAUAACUGUGCAACAGAUUUGUGAUAAGAUAAUGGACUGUCCCGAUGGUGCCGAUGAAUUAAUGUGCGUAUACAAAGAACGUCGUACCACCACAACUCGUUACACCAUCUCUGAGCCAACAACCACGACGAGAAGUUCGAAGCGAACAAUGCGCACAACAACCACUAAAAAGAGAGUCACCACUUGAAGGCGAAGUCUAUUAUUACCACUUUUGAGGAUUUUGCGAUUUUUCAAUUAUAAUCCCAGCAACGUAGAUACAUUAAUUUACUUAUGCGAAUAUAUAUAUUUAUCUGUGGUUACUUUUUUAUUGUUUAUAUUUUUAUUUGUAAUUGUAUUUUGUGCUAGUUUUAAUGUAUGCAUUUUAAUGAACGGUUAUAACAAGUAUCGAAAUCCUUAUUUGAAGAGCAUCAUAUCCGAUUAGUAUGAGAAGCUGCUUAUCCAUAUAUGUUAUAUAUUUGAACAUUUUAAUGCUGUUGUUAUAUAUCUACGUCAGCUAUAAGUAGAAUCGGAGACUUACGCAUAUAAGCAUUGAGUAUAUACAUUUUCU